AUGGCCCUGCAGGACAACUACAAGAGGAACAUAGGCACCACUGAGGACUUUACCACCCAGCAGCUGGCUGAUAACCAGUGUGACCUGACCUCCUCCCCAGGAUGCUACAGCUCAGAGGAGAAGUUCCUCCAUGACCUGAAGAUGAUGUGGUUCGACCUCUACUCCUGCUACCCUGGCAAGAUGGACUCCAGCGGUUUCGAGCAGUGUAUCUUUGCUAUUGUAGGGGAGAUUAAGGGUGGGAAGAUAUCUGGCUUCCAGAACUGGCUCCAGUUCUACCGGCUGGAGAAACAGGGUCUGAUUGACUACUACAGCCACAGCUUCGACGGACCUUGGAAUUCCUACCCUGAUGUGCUUGGGAUGCAGUUUACGUGGGAUGGCUACUUCAAGCAGGUUGGUUCUGCCAUCAUUGGCUGCAGUUCUGAGUUCGACUUGGCCAUGUACAGUCAUUUCUACAUCACCCGUCCAGGGAAACAGUGUAAACAGAGCCUGGGAGGGAAGCCACUGGUGAUCCAGACCUAUUCCUAUGGGAAUGGGAAGAAGUACAUCGGCUCCGCCUUCCCUGUCAUGCCCUAAAACUGAAGCACACAGCAGCCACUCAGCAUUCAACAAGCUAGCAAUAGUCUACCAAUCACAUCCCGCAUCAAACUCAACAAUGUCCAAUCUUAGUCCUGAUACAU
Messenger RNA from Salmo salar (Atlantic salmon), 677 nucleotides. The record is from RefSeq and is a predicted model, not a curated record. NCBI's taxonomy places the organism in Eukaryota, Metazoa, Chordata, Actinopteri, Salmoniformes, Salmonidae.